AUGUCGAGAUUUGUGAGAAAUGAACGAUUAUGGAGUUUGGCUGGGAUUGCAUCGAUUCUUGUGAUUACCUUCUGGGUUGUGAUUCAGGGGGCAGGGGUAUCGGAUGUUAGUCAGUAUAAGAGGAAGCCAGGGUGGGCUAACAAUGAUAAUUUCAACUAUAAGGUAGCAAAGCAGAAGGAGACGGCAUCUUGGAAUAAAGAAAAGGCUGCUUUUGUUACGCUAGCCCGGAAUAGUGAUCUUUACAGUUUGCUUCCGUCUAUUUUGAGUGUUGAGGAUCGGUUCAACCAUCGGUUCCAUUAUGAUUGGGUAUUUUUGAAUGACGAGCCAUUUAGUGAUGAGUUCAAGAGGGUGACUUCUGCUAUGGUUAGUGGUAAGACGAAGUAUGGGAUAAUUCCGAAGGAACAGUGGUCGUUCCCUGACUGGAUUGAUCAGGAUGCGGCCGCUAAGACACGUGAACAGAUGGAAAAGGAUAAGGUUAUUUACGGUGGUUCUAUUUCGUACCGACACAUGUGUCGGUACGAAUCGGGGUUUUUCUACAGACACGAAGAAAUGAUGGAAUAUGAAUGGUACUGGCGUGUUGAGCCGCAUAUUAAGUUGUAUUGUGACAUAGAUUAUGAUGUAUUCAAAUUUAUGAAGGAUAAUAACAAGAAGUAUGGCUUCACAAUUUCUAUUCACGAAUAUCCGUUUACGAUAAAGACGUUAUGGAGUUCUACCAAGGAGUUCAUAGAAGCCAAUCCUCAAUACGUUCACAAAAAUAAUAUGCUUCCCUUUAUCUCAGACGACAACGGUAAAAACUACAAUUUGUGUCACUUCUGGUCAAACUUUGAGAUAGGAUCUUUAGACUUUUGGAGAGGAGAAGCCUACUCUAAAUACUUUGAUUUCUUGGAUAAGAAAGGUGGAUUCUUUUACGAAAGGUGGGGGGAUGCACCUAUCCACUCUAUAGCAGCAGCCUUGUUUUUGGACAGGGAUGAGAUACACCAUUUUGAUGAUAUUGGAUACCUUCACCCGCCAUUCACCCAAUGCCCAAUUGAAGAGAAGUUUAGGACUGAGCAUAACUGUGCCUGUAACCCAGAUGAUGAUUUUAGUUGGAAGGCCUUCUCAUGUAAUGUCAAGUACUACUUAGAAAAAGACUUGAAGAAACCAACUGGCUGGGCAGAACACACUGGUUAG
This is a messenger RNA of Eremothecium cymbalariae DBVPG#7215, 1170 nucleotides long. RefSeq names its product alpha-1,2-mannosyltransferase KTR1 (gene KTR1). The record is from RefSeq and is a predicted model, not a curated record. The transcript has a single exon. Gene Ontology annotation, cellular component: membrane; Golgi apparatus. The coding region runs from base 1 to 1170 and encodes 389 amino acids. Gene Ontology annotation, biological process: protein O-linked glycosylation; protein N-linked glycosylation; cell wall mannoprotein biosynthetic process. NCBI's taxonomy places the organism in Eukaryota, Fungi, Ascomycota, Saccharomycetes, Saccharomycetales, Saccharomycetaceae. Gene Ontology annotation, molecular function: alpha-1,2-mannosyltransferase activity.